AUGCUGCCGUCGGUCGACCGGCCAGCGACACUCGUCGAGGACGGACCCCACGUCCGCCCAGAGGACUUCUCCAAGCCUCAGCCUCUCGCCUGGCUUCCCGUGCUGCUGGUGUCGGCGCUGCUUUCGUGGGCCUACUACGCCUACGUUCUGGUCUUCUGCCAGGUAAUCGUCGCGCACGAGAGCAUCGCGAAGGCAGUAGUCUUCGGCGCUGGAUUCCAUCUGCUACUCUUUAUGUGCGUAUGGUCGUACACAAAAACGACGGGGACGGCGAUCUCCGAGGUGCCACCUGCGUACCUGCUGAGCGUCGGCGAGCAACAGGCACUCGCCAACUCCCACAACAGGCGCACGCGGCGUGGUCUGCUCGAGAUGCUGGCAUCGGAGAGGGGCAUUAUCACCGUGGGACCGGACGGUUGCGCGCGCUACUGCGAAUCGUGCCAGCUGCUCAAGCCGGACAGGUGCCACCACUGCUCCGUAUGCCGAAGAUGCAUCAAGAAGAUGGACCACCAUUGCCCGUGGUUCAACAACUGCGUCGGCUUCAACACCUACAAGUUCUUCCUGCUCACACUCUUCUACGCGGUGGCUUUGUGCGUCUACAGUGUGGCCACCCUUGGAGCUCACUUGAUUGCGUGGUUGUCGGACCCGUCGCUAUUGAAGCCCUACGGCAUCCACGUGGGUUUCAUCUUUCUCGUGGGCUCCGCGCUGGCCAUUGGGCUCGGCUCUUUCCUCGGCGUGCACCUGUCCAUGGUGUCGAGGAACGAGACGACGCUGGAGAGGUUGCGCAGUGAGGUCUUCCUAGAGCCCGGAGAUUCAUUCGACCUCGGCAACCGUUACGAGAACUUCGUGCAGGUGUUCGGUCCACGACGGUCGCUGUGGAUGGUUCCCGUGUUCACGAGCAUCGGCGACGGCCUCCGGUUCGCGACCAGGCUGCACCCCACGCGAGGCGUCGUCGAGUCUCUGCCGUCAACCUUCGUGGCAACCUAUUCUGCGGCCACGUACUCGACGGGCUCAUCCAGCCCCGAUGUCGUUGCUCCUAGCUUGAAUAUAGUGCGAUAG
Rhipicephalus sanguineus (brown dog tick) is the source of this 1053-nucleotide messenger RNA. RefSeq names its product palmitoyltransferase ZDHHC20-A. The record is from RefSeq and is a predicted model, not a curated record. Gene Ontology annotation, molecular function: protein-cysteine S-palmitoyltransferase activity. Lineage: Eukaryota; Metazoa; Arthropoda; Arachnida; Ixodida; Ixodidae. Gene Ontology annotation, cellular component: endoplasmic reticulum; Golgi apparatus. Gene Ontology annotation, biological process: peptidyl-L-cysteine S-palmitoylation; protein targeting to membrane; synaptic vesicle maturation. The coding region runs from base 1 to 1053 and encodes 350 amino acids. The transcript is spliced from 3 exons.